Molecule: messenger RNA, 5255 nt
Organism: Pistacia vera
Lineage: Eukaryota; Viridiplantae; Streptophyta; Magnoliopsida; Sapindales; Anacardiaceae
Exons: 9
Coding region: 162-4622 (1486 amino acids)
Cellular component (GO): cytoplasm
Molecular function (GO): protein binding
Source: RefSeq, a predicted model, not a curated record
UUAGUAUUCAAGCCAACCUGCCCAUUUACAUCCCUAUAGUAAUUAACGGCACAAUUACUAAGUCAGGUAACUUUUAACCGCUGAUCAGAACAUAAUUCGGCCAUACUAAGUCACUCACUGCAACUCUGGUCCUGAGUUACAUGUGCUAACGAGUUCCGGCCAUGAAGUGCCGAUCCGUGGCGUGCAUUUGGUCGGGCACGCCUCUGGCUCAUCGAGUCACAGCCACCGCAGCACUCACUCAACCCCCGACUCUUUACACUGGUGGAUCCGAUGGCUCCAUCUUCUGGUGGGCCGUCUCCUCCGACGACUCCAAUUCCAACUUGGAAAUUAAACCGGUUGCUAUGUUGUGUGGGCAUGCUGCGCCAAUAGCCGAUCUUGGUAUUUGUUAUCCUACUGUAGUUCCAGGAGAAGAUUCAAGUAAUGUUGCGGCAAACUCUUGUUUAGAUAAUGGUGCAUUAAUAAGUGCGUGUGCUGAUGGUGGGUUGUGUGUGUGGAGCAGAAGCAGUGGACAUUGUAGACGUAGAAGAAAACUACCCCCCUGGGUUGGCAGUCCAUCAAUUGUUUGCACACUGCCCUUGACCCCACGAUAUGUAUGUAUUGGAUGUUGUUUUGACGAUGCUAGUCGAUUAUCUGACCAUCAUUCUUUUGAUUCAGUUGAAGGGGACGAGGUUCAAAAUAGGAAACCACCUAAGUGUGCCGUGGUUAUUGUUGAUACAUAUGGACUUACCAUAGUUCAAACUGUUUUUCAUGGCAAUUUAUCUAUAUGUAAUUUGAAGUUUAUGGCUGUAGUUUCAGUGGGUGAGGACAGGGAGAAGCAUUCUGCACUCAUGGUUGAUUCAUUUGGUAGGUUGCAAUUGGUUCCAAUAUCAAAGGAGUCCCAACCAGAUGGGGAGGGGGGGACUGGAUUGCAUAAAAGUUCUUCACAGUUGGAUAUGGCUGCUUGGGCAGAUGGGGUUGUUGAGGGAGGACGGCUUGUGUCAGUUGCAACCUGUGGGAAUAUUAUUGCUCUUGUAUUUAAAGAUCUCUGCAUAUUUAGGCUGUUGGAAAGUGGCAGUACAAUUGGGGAGAUUUCUUUUGUGGACAGUCACUUUUGUCUUGUAGGUGAUUCUGCUCACUCAUAUGUUAUAGGGUGCAUGUUUCUUGAAAGUGGUGAUGCUGAGAAAACUGUGGAUACCAAAGAAGCCCACGAAUCAUUUUUGGAAUAUUUUGCUGUGUGGAAUAAUAGAGGAUUUGUAGUUGUGUACGUCAUAUCAUAUAUGAUUGACAAAUUUAAGUGUGAUCUUCAUUGUGAGAUCCCAGCUGUUUCCUAUCCCUCUGAUGUCAGAUAUUCCAUUUGUUUCAUUCAAAUUAACCUUUACCUUCUACGUAUUGAAUCCGUUUGCUUUCAUGCUGAAGAACUUUCACAGUGGAGACCACAUGUCACAGUUUGGUCCCUACAUCAGAAACAUGAUGGCUAUGGAAAGCUCUGCCCUCAGAGUAGAAUGGUUGGGAAAGGCAUUUCUUUUAUUGACUGGAUUUCUAAGUCUACUUUGCUUAGUGAAAACGAGGGCUUUGGCAGUGAGAAAACUAAUUUAACUUCUUGGCAAAAUAGUGGUCCUUGUGACGAAAAUGCAUAUAAUAGACCAGUGGAUGGUGGAAGUGAUGGUUUUGUGUCUAAGGAAAAGGUUGUAUCUUCUUCUAUGGUUAUUUCUGAAAAUUUAUAUGCUCCUUAUGCUAUUGUUUAUGGCUUCUGUAGUGGUGAGAUAGAAAUUGUACAAUUUGAUUACUUUGAGGGACUUGAUUCACCUGCUACAAGUCCUCGCCAAGGAGUGGAUUCACCUGUAUCCAGGCAAAGUUUGUCAGGACACUCAGGGGCUGUGCUAUGUUUGGCUGCACAUCGGCUGGUGGGCAGUGCCAAAGGAUGGAGUUUCAAUCAGGUUCUUGUUUCUGGAAGUACAGAUUGCACGAUUCGUAUAUGGGAUCUUGGGACCGGCAAUCUUAUCACAGUCAUGCACCACCAUGUGUCUCGAGUUCGCCAAAUAAUUUUUUGCCCUCCACGAACUGAACAUCCAUGGAGUGACUGCUUCCUGUCUGUCAGUGAGGACUUUUGCGUUGCUCUUGCUUCUCUUGAGACUUUGCGGGUGGAGAGAAUGUUUCCUGGACACCCAAAUUACCCUGCAAAAGUUGUUUGGGAUGGUCCAAGAGGUUAUAUUGCUUGCCUUUGUCGGGAUCAUUCAAGAACAUCUGAAGCUAUUGAUGUUUUAUACAUAUGGGAUGUAAAGACAGGUGCUCGAGAGCGAGUCCUUCGUGGAACAGCUUCUCAUUCAAUGUUCGAUCAUUUCUGUAAAGGCAUCAGUAUGAAUUCAGUUUCUGGCUCUGUGUUGAACGGGAAUACCUCAGUUUCAUCUUUACUUCUUCCAAUACAUGAAAAUGAGAGAGGAAUCACUUCGUCUAAAAUAACUGAGUCCAAUACUUCCCAAGCACAUGUUACCAAAGGAAAUUCAGGAAAAGUAUCUGCAAAUGUACCCUUUGUUCGUCAAAGGAAAAAGCAACUCAUCAAGUGCUCUUCCCCAUAUCCUGGAAUUGCUGCUUUGAGCUUUGAUCUUGCGUCAUUCAUGUUUCCUUAUCAGAAUCAUCAGUCCACCACGAAGAAUAUAGAUAAGCAAGAAUUUGUAAAUGUGAAGGAACAGGAAACUGGGACACCAAGCCCCCACCAUAGUAGUGAUGAUGGUUCUGAUAUGCGCGGUUCGUCAACCGUAACCACAGAAGAACAUGCCUGGAUUAGGUCACUUGAUGAAUACAUGCUUCGUUUUAGCUUGUCAUUUUUGCAUUUGUGGAAUGCAGAUAGGGAACUUGAUAAGUUGCUAAUAAAUGACAUGAAGCUUAAGAGACCAGAAAACUUUAUUGUAGCAGCUGGUUUGCAAGGUGAAAAGGGGUCUUUAACAUUGACUUUUCCUGGUUUGAGAGCUAUUCUUGAGCUUUGGAAAUCAUCAUCAGAGUUUUGUGCAAUGAGGUCAUUGACUAUGGUAUCCCUUGCUCAACGUAUGAUUAGCUUGUCUCACUCCAGUUCUGCAGCUAGCAGUGCGUUAGCAGCCUUCUACACUCGUAAUUUUGCUGAAAAAUUUCCUGAAAUAAAGCCGCCAUUACUUCAGCUCUUUGUGAGUUUCUGGCAAGAUGAAAGCGAACAUGUACGUAUGGCUGCACGCUCUUUAUUCCACUGUGCUGCCUCUCGAGCAGUUCCUCUCCCGCUUCGUAGUCUAAAAGCAGCUGGUGAUGCAAAACUUGUGAGGUCUCUGUCUACAGCUGGAGAUGAUGAACAUUAUAUAUCAAACAGAGAAGUAACAUCUACUAAUGGAUCAGAUUCUGAAUUGACGCCGGAAUCACAAAGGAUUUCUCAGGUUGAGGAAUCUAAAUCACUUGCAUGGCUGGAAUCAUAUGAAGUGCAAGAUUGGAUUUCUUGCGUUGGAGGAACAAGUCAAGAUGCAAUGACUUCUCAUAUCAUCGUUGCAGCAGCAUUGGCUAUUUGGUACCCUAGCCUUGUGAAGCCAACUCUUGCCAUGCUGGUUGUACAUCCAUUGAUGAAGCUGGUUAUGGCAAUGAAUGAGAAAUAUAGUUCCACUGCAGCAGAGCUGCUUGCAGAAGGUAUGGAGAGUACAUGGAAGACAUGCAUUGUUUCUGAAAUACCUCAUCUAAUUGGAGAUAUAUUCUUCCAGAUAGAGUGUGUAAGUAGUCCAUCAGUUAACUCAUCUGCAGAACAUCCAGCUGUACCAGGAUCAAUUCGGGAGACCUUGGUUGGAACUCUUCUUCCAAGUCUGGCAAUGGCUGAUAUUCUAGGUUUUUUUAAUGUAGUAGAAAGCCAAAUCUGGUCUACCGCAUCUGAUUCACCUGUUCACCUGGUAUCUCUCAUGACUGUUGUCAGGGUUGUGCGUGGUUCUCCAAGAAGCUUAGCUCAGUACCUUGAUAAGGUGGUUAACUUCAUUUUACAAACUAUGGACCCUGGAAACUCAGUCAUGCGCAGAACUUGCCUUCAAAGUUCAAUGACAGCAUUAAAGGAAGUUGUACGUGUAUUUCCUAUGGUAGCCCUGAAUGACACAUCAACUAAAUUGGCUGUUGGGGAUGCAAUUGGAGAGAUUAAGAAUGCAAGCAUUCGAAUAUAUGACGUGCAAAGUGUGACAAAAUUAAAAGUCUUGGAUGCAAGUGGACCUCCUGGACUUCCAAGUUUGCUUUCAGGAACAUCAGAAACAAUGGUAACUACUGCGAUUUCAGCACUGAGCUUUUCACCAGAUGGAGAGGGACUGGUUGCUUUUUCCGAGCAUGGUUUGAUGAUUAGAUGGUGGUCAUUGGGAACUGUAUGGUGGGAGAAACUGAGCAGAAACUUGGUUCCAGUUCAAUGCACCAAACUUAUAUUUGUCCCUCCAUGGGAGGGAUUCUCACCGAAUACUUCUAGGUCUAGCAUAAUGGCAAGCGUAAUGGGACAUGAUAAAGAGGCCAGUUUGCAGGAGACCACAAAGAGUUUGAGCUAUGCGGACAGCUUGAAAUCAUUGAUUCAUAAUCUUGACCUCUCUUACCGGUUGGAAUGGGUUGGUGAACGUAAGAUACUUCUGACAAGACACGGUCUUGAAUUAGGCACCUUCCAGUUAUAAGCAUCCUAUCCUGUAGAUUCUUAUGGAGUGGAUUGCAGACAGUCUUCUUUAUGGUUUAAAGUUAAGAGGUCUUCUUAGGGUUGCAUAGUUCCAGAUGCAGUUUUCUCUAGAAGAGCAUUGUUUUCAAGAUUUAUGUCUGUGCUGGUGCUGGUUUGGUAGACUGAUAAGAAGUUUGCUACAUGAAGCAUGAACAAUUCAACUCAAUUCUUCUGUGUUUGCUACAAGUAGAUAUCAGCGCAUAAUAAUGUAAGUUAUGUAACUAUUCAUUUACCAAAUUUUGAAUUGGUUGGAGGGGAAUCCGAUUGCCCUGGUCCUUCCUAUUCCUAUAUGCUCUGCCCUGCCGGAAGAUUUCAUGUACUUUUGUAUGAAUUCUAGCAUUAGAUUGCUAAAUUAAUGAGAAUGCACAUGCUGUUCAUCAGCAUUCAUAUUCUUUUACGCAAAAGCCUUUACCAUGGAGGUCCAUUAGCACACGUAUAUCAUUAUCAUCCCAACAUCAUCACCUCGGAAAUGGGCUCAUUAUCUCAUUACCAUUGAUAUUUUCCAAAACUAAAAUAUGGGAUUUUCCUAUCCCAUGUUCAUAAUAUUUGAGCAUGUACUAUAACAAUGUAAUUGACUGAAAAUUGGCCUCAUUUU